AUGCUCAAAGUCUAAAUAUUCAAAGAGCGCGAAUUCUGGAGAUGGAAAUGGUAGGUACAAUACACACAAUUUGUAAGCUUUUUUCUUCUUCGCUCGUGGCAAUAGUCAAAAACUAAUUUUAACGAUCUCUUAAAUGGGGUUUCAAUAAAAGGGUUUUACACGAAGAAUGCAUAAUUCCUUGCGAUCUCUUCUAGCACUGCAUGCAAGACACGCCAUAACUCUAUAUGUAAUCUAUUAUUCUUGGCAAAAUUUUAUUAGGUUUUGAAGAAAAGGUGUAGGGAUAACUACCUGGCUCCGUUUAUUCUCUCCACCUCUUGUUUUGCGAUACGGUAAUCCAUAAUUUAAGUAAAAUAGACUUUCCAAUUGCGGUAGUUUUUCAUCCAAUAGCGCAAAUAUUCCUGAAAGUGACGAAUUUCUUCACUGAACGACUCUCAUUUUCUUAAAGGGUUUAGAAUUUCAUCACAGGUUCCUAUUGAAGUCAUAUAAUAUGUCUUGUCGGAGCGGGUGCUACAAUAAAACGGGUUUUUCGCGUGCCCAAAAAAUACAUUGCUGCAAUUAAGAAAACGAUCAUGGUUCGUGGAGCCCAUGACACACUUCUAUUGCUGCCAACAAAUACUACUUACCAGCUAAGUGCUAUUUGUUAUUUACAUUUGUAUACCGUUUUUUCUGUUGUUUUGUUCGCUGAAAAAUGCUUUCUGCCGACACGUUCGCUGUUUUGUUGCGUUUAUUUUUUCAGGUUUAACCCUACUCUGUUUUAGUCCAUGACAGCAGUGUUGAGAAUACCUUGCACGUAGCGGGAUCCAACUCUUAUCCAAAGUAUGGGGUUGGGUCAUCGGUGGAGGUUCUAGAUUGACACCUUGAAUAGUGAUUGUGUCGCUAUUAAUAUCAGACGGGUCAAACAAAGAUGAUCGUACCAAUGGUGUCGUACAAACAUCCAGUGUCGUUUAGACUAUGGGAAGGAGUGUCGUUGAGACUACAGGAAGGAGUGUCGUUGAGACUACGGGACGGAGAGUCGUUGAGACUUACGGGAAGGAGUGUCGUUGAGACUACGGGAAGGAGUGUCGUUGAGACUACGGGAAGGAGUGUUGUUGAGACUACAGGAAGGAGUGUCAUUGAGACUACUGGAAGGAGUGUCGUUGAGACUACGGGAAGGAGUGUCGCUGAGACUACUUGAAGGAGUGUCGAUGAGACUACGGGAAGGAGUGUCGUUGAGACUACGGGAAGGUGUGUCGUUGAGACUACGGGAAGGAGUGUCGUUGAGACUACGGGAAGGAGCGUCGUUGAGACUACGGGAAGGAGUGUCGUUGAGACUACGGGAAGGAGUGUCGUUGAGACUACGGGAAGGAGUGUCGUUGAGACUACGGGAAGGAGUGUCGUUGAGACUACGGGAAGGAGUGUCGUUGAGACUACGGGAAGGAGUGUCGUUGAGAAUACGGGAAGGAGUGUCGUUGAGACUACGGGAAGGAGAGUCGUUGAGACUACGGGAAAGAGUGUCGUUGAGACUACGGGAAGCAGUGUCGUUGAGACUACGGGAAGGAGUGUCGUUGAGACUACGGGAAGGAGUGUCGUUGAGACUACGGGAAGGAGUGUCGUUGAGACUACGGGAAGGAGUGUCGUUGAGACUACUGCAAGGAGUGUCGUUGAGACUACGGGAAGGAGUGUCGUUGAGACUACGGCAAGGAGUGUCGUUGAGACUACGGGAAGGAGUGUCGUUGAGACUACGGAAAGGAGUGUCGUUGAGACUACGGGAAGGAGUGUUGUUGAGACUACCGGAAGGAGUGUCGUUGAGACUACUGGAAGGAGUGUCGUUGAGACUACGGGAAGGAGUGUCGUUGAGACUACGGGAAGGAGUGUCGUUGAGAAUACGGGAAGGAGUGUGGUUGAGACUACGGGAAGGAGUGUCGUUGAGACUACUGGAAGGAGUGUCGUUGAGACUACGGGAAGGAGUGUCGCUGAGACUACGGGAAGGAGUGUAGUUGAGACUACGGGAAGGAGUGUCGUUGAGACUACGGAAAGGAGUGUCGUUGAGACUACGGGAAGGAGUGUCGCUGAGACUACGGGAAGGAGUGUCGUUGAGACUACGGGAAGGAGUGUCGUUGAGACUACGGGAAGGACUGCUGUUGACUAAGACUUUUUUUAAAAAUCGACUGAUAUGAUCUGUCCUCCUUAUUAUGACUAUGAAUCGGAGUACAGAUACUGGCCACGACUGAAAAUUGUGAUGUAUUCCUACAGCAGCAAUCUGGUUCAGUAACUCUCAAUUUCCAUUUCAAAAUCAUGAUAAUAGUGGAUAGUAGAUUUUUGAUACUCACACGACUUCUUUUGAAUUUUAUGAAACUGAUCGUUGUUUGUAGUUCGGCACUCAAAUAAAAUGGCCGGAAUGCUUCGUAUGAUCAGAACCAGUUCCCACAUCAAUAUUUGUAUCCUUGUGCAAGCGAGUGUCAUGAUUGUCCUCAUCUUUACCAUGCAUUUCCCUGGUCUCUUGGGGAGCAGAGGGGUGGCGAAAUACUUUUUCUAUCUUACUAUCUAGUUGGGUUUGUCUACACCUGAGUCUCUCUUAAUCUAUCUCAUUCAUCCAUUUUGCUUGUUCAAUGUUGGCCUGGGCUCUUAUUUACUGGUAAGUCGUAAUUUCCUCCAAAAUGACAGAGUGCUCUCUCUCUGUUUUUCAUGGCUCUAUAAUGUAUUAAAAAAGGUCUUGUCCCGUCAAUCCACCUGAUUUUUCUUCAGUUCUAAAUUUAGUUUCUAUUUUUUUAAACUCUGCCAUACUGAACGAUUGCCGAUCUCUCAAGAUAUACAAGGGAAACACUUGUGAGUUGAACAAAGAUUUUGCUUCUAACAACAAUAAGUAUACAAUUAAAAACAGUUGCUUUCAUAAAUGAUACAUUUAAUUACGAAUAAUAUAAUUCUUAUUUAUGAAAUGAGCAUACGAUUGUGUACACAUCAAAAUACUACAACAUAUUUAUUAUAUGUAUUCAAAGGUCAGGGAGUUGAACAAAGAUUUCGUUUCCAACAACAAUAAGUCUGAUACAUAUAAUUAAGAAUAAUAUAAUACUUAAAUAUGGAAUGAGCAUAUCUUUUGUACACAUCAAAAUACUACAACCUAUUUAUCAUAUAUAUUCAAAGAUCAGCGACACGUCACUAUUUACGGGCUUGGGUUAAAAUGACUUUGACUACUGAGUUCCUGUUAACAACUCUCGCAUGUUCGUCUCAUUUGCUCGUUUCUAGGAACCACUCUCGUAUGAGCGUCACGCUCGCAUUUGUCUAGGAACCCCUCUUGUAUGAUCGUCCCAAAAGCUCUUGUCUAGGAACCACUCUCAAAAAAACGUCUCACUUGCUCGUGUCUAGGAACCAAUCUCAUAUGAGCGUCUUACUUGCUCGUGUCUAGGAACAAAUCUCUUAUGAGUGUCACACUUGCUCGUGUCCAGCAACCACUCUCAUAUGAGCGUCUUACUUGCUCGUGUCUACGAACAACUCUCGUAUGAGUGUCUCACUUGCUUGUGUCUAGGAACCACUCUCGUAUGAGUGAAACAUUUGUUCGUGUCUAGGAACAACUCUCGUAUGAUUGUCACACUUGCACGUGUCUACGAAAAACUCUCGUAUGAGUGUAUCACUUGCUCGUGUCUAGGAACCACUCUCGUAUGAUUGUCACACCUGCUCGUGUCUAGGAACCACUCUCGUAUGAGUAUCACACUUGCUUCUUCUUCUUCUUUAUUUUAAGGGCCCACGAUCAAUGAAUUGAUCAUUCUGGCUCCUAUGUUUCAGAGGGGUUUGCGAUGUUACUGUCCAUGGGUUUCAAUGGGAUACUUCACUGGUUGCAAGGGCGACUCAGCAGUGGUGUUAUGAACUGGGGGUUGGAAUACAGGAGGCAAUAGACACAAAUGUAUCGAGUGUAGCCGCCUCAACUGUUGCUUUUGGAAGCUUGUUCCAGUCCCCUAUUGUCUUCGGCAGGAAUGAGGAGCUCAGUACUUUGUUCUUGUUUUUACCAGCCGGAACUGUUUGUCGUGACUUCGUCGCAGUCUGGGGGGAAGAUGAACGAGUUUCUGUUUGAUUCCGGAGCAGUGCACCAGCCCAUUUGUUAUCUUGUAAAACAUGGUGAGCCUGGUAAGUCGUUGUCGUUCUUCCAAUGUCGACCAGCCCAGUGUUUCCAGCAUGCUGCCAACACUCGAGGUGCUUCUGUAGCGGUUCAUGACAAAGCGUGCUGCCCGUCGCUGGACCGCCUCCAACCUGUCGAUGCUUUUCUGGGUAAAUGGGUCCCUGGUGUUAUGAACUGGGGGUUGGAAUACAGGAGGCAAUAGACACAAAUGUAUCGAGUGUAGCCGCCUCAACUGUUGCUUUUGGAAGCUUGUUCCAGUCCCCUAUUGUCUUCGGCAGGAAUGAGGAGCUCAGUACUUUGUUCUUGUUUUUACCAGCCGGAACUGUUUGUCGUGACUUCGUCGCAGUCUGGGGGGAAGAUGAACGAGUUUCUGUUUGAUUCCGGAGCAGUGCACCAGCCCAUUUGUUAUCUUGUAAAACAUGGUGAGCCUGGUAAGUCGUUGUCGUUCUUCCAAUGUCGACCAGCCCAGUGUUUCCAGCAUGCUGCCAACACUCGAGGUGCUUCUGUAGCGGUUCAUGACAAAGCGUGCUGCCCGUCGCUGGACCGCCUCCAACCUGUCGAUGCUUUUCUGGGUAAAUGGGUCCCAGACUGUAGAAGCAUACUCUAAAAUAGGUUGGACAAAGGCUUUAUAGGCUUUUUCUUUCACGCUUGAGUUGCCGAUCUUCAGAUUGCGCCUUAGGAACCCCAGGGUCUUGUUUGCCCGGUUGCACACACUGUUAAUGUGCUCGUCCCAGCGGACCUCUCUUUGGAUGUUAACACCCAAGUACUUAACGGACGAAAGUGGCUCAAGAAUGUGGCCAUGCAGUUCGUAAGAGUGGUUUAGAGGGAACCUGCUUCUGGAGACUGACAGCGUUUGGCACUUGACGGGAUGAAAUUCCAUGUCCCAGCUCAUCUCCCACUCAGCUAACCGAUUGAGGUCUUGUUGAAGCUGGCUCUGGUCAGAGCUGUUAACCAUUGUCCUAUAUACCACCGUGUCGUCUGCGAACAGUCUUGCUUGAGAGGUCAGCUUCUCGGGCAGAUCAUUGAUAUAUGCUAUGAACAAACAAGGGCCUAGCACUGAGCCCUGGGGGACCCCUGACUUAACACCGACAAAGGAGGAGGUUUUGCCAUCUACCACUACUGCCUGGCAUCGGUCGCUGAGGAAGCUAGAGAUCCAUGUUUUGGUAGUGCCUUGGAUCCCAUAUCUAUGCAGUUUGUGCAAUAGCAAGCUAUGGUUGACACGGUCAAACGCUUUUGAAAAGUCCAGCACAAGCACAUCAGUCUGCUUGCUGUUCUCCAAGUUGGUCGUCAACUCUUCAGCAAAUUCAAGGAGUUGGGUCUCGCAUGAUCUGUUGACUCGAAAGCCAUGCUGACAGUCAUUGAGUAUAUUUUUUCUCUCCAGGUGAUUCAUGACCGCGCUUACGAUUAUGUGUUCCAAUAGUUUACAUAAUACGCUAGUGAGGGAUACAGGGUGGUAAUUGGCUGGGUCGUAAUGUUCUCCUUUUUUGUAGAUCGGAGUGACAUACGCUGUUCUCCAGUCAGUUGGAACUUUGCCUGUGAAUAGCGACGAUUGGAAAAGGAUUGUUAAUGCAGGAGCAUUGUCUACGAAUAACUCUCGUAUGGGUGUCUCACUUGCUCGUGUCUAGGAACCACUCUCGUAUGAUUGUCACACCUGCUCGUGUCUAGAAACCACUCUCGUAUGAAUGAUUCACUUGCUGGUGUCUAGGAAGCACUCUCGUAUGAGUGUCACACUUGCUCGUGUCUAGGAGCUACUCUCGUAUUAGCGUCUCACUUGCUCGUGUCUUAGAAUCACUAUCGUAUGAGCGUUUCACACAAUCGUGUCUAAGAACCAAUCUCGUAUGAGAGUCUCAUUUGCUCGUGUCUAAGAACCAAUCUCGUAUGAGCGUCUCACUUGAUCUUGUCUAGAGUUUUUACGUUAUAUCAAUUUCAUGCACCAAAGGAAUAUUUAUCUGAUUCAUUAUGCCAAACUAAUAAAUAUUUUAUAAAUGAAUUAAACAAAAUAAACGUUUUUUAUAUACAAGUACUCCUGUAUAUUCUACUAGUUAUGACACCAAAAAUAUGGGUGACAGCAAUAAGGGAACGUGCUAUCUAUCAAAGUUACUUGAUAAAACAUAAACUCAAGCUACGCAAAUUUUAGCUUCCUUAAUUUUGCUACACCCCUUCCGUCCCCGAUACGUCUCUGCACACUUUCUAUUUCACGCCCAAGAAUUUUAGUACUAUUGUAAGGCCCAAAUCCCUCUUUAACUGAAUAGGUGUUACACCAUCUUUAAAAUUAGUCGAUUUCAGGAAAAGAAAAGGAAAUAUUACUUAUCAAACGCAAUUGCGUUAUUUUUUUAUUUUUUUUUACAUUAUUCUCUUAUCGUGAAUUAUAUUUGACGCGUUAUUGGACACACUACCGAACCAUACGUUCUUUUAAACAUAGAGAAUGAAUGUGAUAUAAACCAUGAUGAGUAAGGGGAGGGCAGCUUGGGAAAAGGAAGCAGUAGGAAACGGAAGCAGUCCCAGAAAAGGAAAAAAAAAAAAUUAUAUAUAAGAGAUGAUAGACACGGAUAUAAAAGAACAAUUGUCAUUGAAUGUAAUCUUGGUUCAAAUCUACGCUGUAUAAUGGUCUCCUGUAAUAAGUAGCAUUCAUUAUAUGACUCGUUUUGCAUUUAUUUUAAUUUUAUGCGAUCAGACCUUUAAAACUUAACUAUAACUCAAUAAUUGACCUGAUGAUCUCGAGAGCUCACUUCAAGAUCUUGUUUAAAAUAGUCCUCUUCUUGGUGGUUACUCAGAGGGAUAACACAAUUGGACAUCACAUCAUUAAGAAAUAGUGAGAUUACUUCAAUGUGGAAGUAGGUUCUACAAAAUUUUUCUUUGUGGCUUCUUAGUAGGACAUACUGCAGUAUGCUAUGGAAUAGUUCUUUCUUUUCAAUGUUGUAAUGUUGGUGUGAACUUCGUAGCGAUGCUUCUGUCGUGAGUCCUAUCACCACGCUGUCCAAAAGUUGAAGGCUAUGGCUGGGUCUUCUGGAUGGUUACUGAGCUGAGUUCUUAGAAUCUGGUCUCAGGGAACUGAUCCUAAAUCCAGAGCCUAGGUUGCGGUGAUUUCUUGCACUGUGGCCAUGUGUCGAUUCAGCACCCUGGUGGGUGUAAGAUCCAUAUGGGUAGCUCCAAAGGUACACUCAUUUUAACUGAUAAUUUGAGUGGCGAUCUUAAAAGAAUAGCUCUAACAUUUACAACGGUAUGUAUAGUCAAUUAAUUAUAAUUGAUAUUUGACUAUAUAAAUGUCAUGUCCUGUGUGAGAUCAAAGACUUGGUAACUAGAAGCAUAACUCUGCAGUUGCCCAAAAAUGCCACCGCUCAAUCGAAAGAAAAAAUGACACGCGGGAAGCCAAAAUAUUUCCCCCCCCCCAUUUUUUACUUCAACGUGAGUCUUUGGUGCCAGAGGACAACGUUCAUUUUUACUCUCCCUUCCACCCCCAAACUGCUAAACUCUGAAACCCAAUAUUUUCAUCCAUUAACACUAUAGUCGUAUAGCCCUUUAGCUACCCUCGCUAGUUUGGCGCCCAGAAACAUAUGCCCCCUAUGCCCACCUUAACCAAGCCUCUUUCCAUUGGCAUGCCCCCCCACCCAAAAAUCUAAAGUGCCCCCUGGGGAAAUUGUCUGAAAGAAACACUUUUUUGUGAUACACGUGGAAGUCAGUUAAGAUCUGCCAGUUCCCUUUACGCCAUGGCUCUUGCUGUAAGGGGGACUACUGGUGUGAUAGGACAUAUACUUAUUGCAACAAAUAAAGCUGCAAAGUCUAUAUAGACUUGGUCAGUUGCAGUCAAUGCUCUCUCAUGGCUUUGCUUCUGUUACACAUCCGAUGAGAAAUUUUAAUUAAAAACUUAAGAACAAAUAUUGCGAAGUCUUUUUUAAGUUAAUGUUUAUUCCAUUUUAUUAUUUACAUCUUCAGCGUGCAGUCCAAUAAGUUCCGUAUUGUCGAAUGAUUUCAGCCAGCCAUAUCAUUAUAAUGGAGCUAAGUAUUAUGUCUCUAAAGCCUUCUACACCACCGACAUGGCAGCUCUAGAUGUGUGUAGGUCAAUCUGUGGAUACCUCGUUGAGGUGGAUGAUAAUGUUGAGAUGGACUUCCUGAAAACUCUUAUGCACAAAGAAGACAUAAGCGGGAUACUGAUAGCUGGAACUGACAAGGCCAAAGAAGGGACGUGGGUGUAUCAGAGAACCAGUAAAACGAUGACCUUCAUGGCAUGGGAUUCCGGAGAGCCGAACAAUUUUAGGGGACAAGAGCACUGCAUCAAGAUGUUGAAAGGAAGUGACAAGAUGCAAGAUGUAGUGUGCCGCUUUGCGUAUUGGAAACUUAACUUUGUGUGUGAGGUGAAAUAGGCAAAUGCCAUGGAAUGGAGACAGGACUGUGCUUCCCAACACAAGCUUUCAAAUAAAUUAUGGAAUGCCAUUGUCAAAUCAAUUUUGUGAAGUUGGAGAACCAUAUGGUAAUCACUUUAUUCAAAAGAUAUAAGAUUCGAGUCUGGUCUAUAUUCUUAAACAAAAAAAAAUCAGAAGAAUUCUAUCCG
Molecule: messenger RNA, 8639 nt
Organism: Lymnaea stagnalis (great pond snail)
Lineage: Eukaryota; Metazoa; Mollusca; Gastropoda; Lymnaeidae
Source: the annotation of a GenBank genome assembly